AUGUGCAUUUUCCAGAUGUCUACAAGUGCUGGAAAUCUUGGUGUGCUUAUGCCAAAAAUAGCUACGCUUUUAAAAAGAAUGAGCCCAAUAUCGCAACCGUCUACGAAGCUCAGGAAUUUGUUUAGGGAUUUCUGGUUCUAUUGCACAGUUCUUGGCUUCGACGUGGAGUAUUCAGGAUUGUGGCCAGAAGACUGGUACAAUGCGGUGUGCGUAAUUGCCACCAAGUCGCCGGUACUCAUCGCCCAAGAAAAUCUUCGUUCAGAACUGAUCGAUAAUGCUGCAAUCAAAGGCGAUACGAUUUCACCAAACGAAUUACAAGAGUUCCGAAACACCGUGUGUGGAGUGCUGAAUCACCAGGCUGAUGUUGUUCCAAUAGUAAAUCGAAUGGAUUUCGCUCAAUGCACCUAUCUCUUGUCGGUUUUACGUAUGGAAAAAAUGAGAGUGGUUCAUGCUGAACACAAGGAGGCGUUGCACGAGUUCUUCAAGUAUCUUGAGGACAAAACAAUUCGGAAGGACAAAGGUGGAAUGUGGAUGUGCUUGUUAGCUGGAGCAUCGAUUGUCUUCGAAGCGUAUCUCGAUAAUUACAAAAAGAAUCGAGCGAAUGAGUCCUCCGAGUCAGCGCUGGAGUAUCAUGUUCAAUUUUUGCUUGUUCAAUUCAAUCACAACCUCAAAGAGGUUCGCCGUUGUGCUGAUGCUUGCCUUUCUAGAUUAGUGGACACAUUUCCGUAUCUGCUCUGGAGUGGGAGAGUCUUGACGACAGCGCUACGUCUUCUACAGGCCUUACAACUGAAUCUUGUCCAAGACCCAACCUGUAGUGAAACAACGUUUACAAUGAAUGGUCUACCUUGGAGCAUUCAGUUGCAGGAUUCGAUCGAGGGACGCACGAUGGUGGUGAAAGACUUUUCCCAACGUUGUGAACAAAUAUUACAAGAAGCGAUGAAAUGGGCACCAGCGAUCACUCAUAGCCACUUGCUGGAAUAUGUUUCCACAUUUGGAGCGCCAUCAGACACGUCGCUACGGCUAGCGAUGGAUGCUGUCACGAAUGCCGGCUCCGAGAACACCAGCAUGUAUUUAUCGUCUCUCCAUAUGAGAAGCAUGUACCUAGGAGAGGUGAAAGGAGUGCUAGCGUCUCGUGCAGCCGAUGAGGAUGAAACUCCCGAAUGCAGUUUGGUGAAACGGCUGGAGAGGGACUUGACGGUAGCAAUAGCAUCUGGAUCAAAAGAAGAACUUCAGAAUGCCAUUAUGCUUCUCACUGCACUUUUUGUGACGUUGAAAGACGUGAAUGAUCACAUUCUUUCGAUUUUGGUUCGUUGUCCACUUCGUAGUUUCGAUGAAUCCACUCUACAACUCUGUGUUUUAAGUUGGAAUUGGAUUCUGGCUGCAAGGAACGAUAUUCAAAAUAUUUUUUUGCGUGAAAUGUGCUCUGCGUGGACGGAAUCCUGCCGACAGGGCUUGGGAAUUUAUGAGCGAAUGGCGCCAUCACAGUCACCCUUGUGCGAACAACUCAAAUCACCCCCAAAGCCUCCGCAUUAUAAGCCCCAUGCGCUUUGGUUGAAUUUAAGUAUCUUCCAGUUUAUCGCCGAACGAGUGGACGUAGCCAAGUAUAGCAGUAGGGAACAGUUAGACAUUCUUGAAACGAUGUUCGCUCAAUCGCUGAGUCUUGUGGUCGGAAGUGGACCGGUGACAGUGGCCCCAUCACCAGCUCUUUCUCUUCCCUUAUUCGAACAGCAUGUGUUCCUCACACGAAGUAUCGAAGCAGUUGGAGUGCGUUUUCGACUUCUAUCCUGUGCUCUCAGUAUGCUCCAGGGUGAAGCAACUGCUGCCAGGCCUUCGAACAACGUCAUUCGUCAACGAGUUUAUGCUUCAGCACUCGAUUAUUUUACGUUGUCUCCGCAAGGGCCAACGCAAAUGCAGGCACAACUAAGAGCAGAUGUUAAAUUGCUGAUCUCGUUCUGGCAGGUGCUUUAUGCGGAUGGGAAAUACAUCAAGAAGGAAAUAUUCCUAACAAAAGAUAAUGAGCUUGGAAUAACGCCAACUUUGAACCAGAUAGAGCCGUACGUGGAGCAAUUGGGAAAUCGGUCUUCUAGUCAGACAUGGCAUGCUGCAUCGUCGUCUAGCACGCACUAUGUGAAUACUCUGACGUUGUCGAAAAAUGCCAUAACAUCCACUCGUGGGAGUGUCUCACGUAAAUUCAUAUCGAAUGGAAAAAAUUCGAUGGAUGUGGAGAAGCAGGUUAAAAUGUUCCUAAGGUGGAGAAACCUCAUACUACUACUCGUGGGAAAUGAAAUAGAGCGUCUGUGCGCUUGGCUUAAUCCUCUGGGAGAAUCAACAGAGGAAGGUGUAGGUCCGGUGGAGCAGUGGAUGAAAAGCACGUUGCCUGAAAUCCGAGUUGAAACUCGAGUACUGAAAGAAAACUCGAAACUGGCUUGGGAAAUCUCACCUGAACUAGCUGUAUACCUCCCAACAAGAUUUCGCACAUGCCCAACUCUUCGUGACACCCUGCAGGAGAUGGUUCGGCUGCAACCAGAAGCGGUUUCACACCUUCCAGACGCUCUGCCUCUGUUUCUUGGGGACACAACUGUGUUCGAACAUACUGACAUUGCUCAUGUGCUCACAUGGGCUACAUGCUCUCCGGUAAUGGCGCUUUCUCUGCUUACUCCCCGACAGUAUCCUCUCCAUCCAGUCACAGUACAGUAUGCAGUUCGAGUGUUACGUUCCUAUCCUGCUGACGCGCUCCUGAUGUACAUUCCACAGCUUGUCCAAGCAGUCAGACACGAUACUAUGGGUUAUGUAGCUGAGCUGAUCGUAUGGUUAGCUGGUCACUCACAGCUUUUGGCCCAUCAAUUGAUUUGGAAUAUGGAAACGAAUAUGUAUACAGAUGAAGAUAGCAAGAAUAAAGAUCCUGUGCUUUUCGAUGCUCUCAAUGAUAUCAUCAAAAAGAUGGUGCCAACUGAGUUUUAUCGUUCUUGUCGCGCUGGUUGUGUGAAGUUUGCUAUUCAGACCACCAGUCAGCUCGAAGGUGCCGCUCGCCGUUUCCACGAAGCCGAGUUUACGUUGUUUCAUCGGCUCACUGCAAUCUCCGGCACAAUCAAGCCUUUUCCGAAAGGCGAUGCAAGAAAGAAGGCUUGUCUCAAAGCGCUGGCUGAGGUAAAACUGGAGACCAUCACCUACCUCCCAUCGAAUCCGGAAGCAUUUCUUUUGGAAAUUGAUUAUUCGAGCGGAACACCAAUGCAAAGUGCUGCCAAAGCUCCAUUCUUGGCUCGCUUCAAAGUUCAACGAUGUGGGGUGCACGAACUGGAGCGACUCGGGUUGGAGGCGCAGUCGCAAGAAAAAGGCAAGCCACCGCCGCCCAGGGCUGAUUUGAAUGAGCUGCGAAGAAUCAACGAUAGUGGCACAUGUUGGCAGGCGGCUAUAUUCAAGGUAGGAGAUGAUGUCCGGCAAGACAUGUUGGCUCUCCAGCUGAUGCAGCUAAUGAAGAAUGUUUGGGCUGGUCUUGGGCUUCCCGUUUGCGUCUUUCCAUACAGGGUAGUGGCAACAUCACCGGGAUGUGGAGUGAUCGAAUGUGUACCGAAUUCGAAAAGUCGAGAUCAACUUGGACGUCAAACUGAUUUCGGGCUAUAUGAGUAUUUCAAGACGACAUACGGCGAUGAGAGCAGCGAAUCAUUCCAGGAAGCGCGUCGGAAUUUCGUUCGAAGCAUGGCCGGCUACUCAGUGUUCAGCUUUUUAUUGCAAAUCAAGGAUAGACAUAACGGCAACAUCAUGAUCGAUUUAGAUGGCCAUAUCAUACAUAUAGACUUUGGCUUCAUGUUCGAGAGCAGUCCGGGAGGAAAUCUUGGUUUUGAACCAGAUUUCAAGCUAAGCGAAGAAAUGGUGGCGAUCAUGGGUGGUAAGAUGGAAGCGACCCCGUUCCGCCAGUUUGCUACGCUCUGUGUGCAGGCCUACCUGGCUGUUAGGCCCUAUCAAAAAGCUUUCGUGUCGCUGGUAUCUUUGAUGCUUGACACCGGGCUUCCGUGUUUCCGAGGUAAAACCAUCCAGCAGCUGCGAGCACGUUUUGCUCCUGAAAUGAACGAGAGAGAUGCAGCAAGGACCCCUGGCACGGUCAAAAAAGAGCGUUUCCUGAGCGAAGCCAUGUUUUCUGGAUUUUUCAGUCUUAUUGAUGCAGGUUAG
Haemonchus placei is the source of this 4167-nucleotide messenger RNA. Lineage: Eukaryota; Metazoa; Nematoda; Chromadorea; Rhabditida; Trichostrongylidae. The record is from the annotation of a GenBank genome assembly.